This is a messenger RNA of Colletotrichum aenigma, 972 nucleotides long. RefSeq lists its product as uncharacterized. NCBI's taxonomy places the organism in Eukaryota, Fungi, Ascomycota, Sordariomycetes, Glomerellales, Glomerellaceae. The transcript is spliced from 2 exons. The record is from RefSeq and is a predicted model, not a curated record. Bases 1 to 972 code for a protein of 323 amino acids.
AUGGCGAGCUCAACGCAAGUCUACACCACUGUGACAACGACACAUUGGUACGUUAACGGCCAAAAAGGAUCGAAGGUCUAUGAGUUGGCUCCCCAGACGACGCCCUUUUCUGCCACAGACAGUGUCUGCUCUAUCGUGCCCAAGGGAAUCCGGUGCGAAGAGAGAGCAAACGAAGUGGUGCCACGGAAUGUUUGCUGGGGGCUUCAAUUCGUGGAGGAAACAAGAACGUGGUUCCCGACACAAUGCUUCCCAAAGUCAUACACUGAUAUCUACAAACCCUUCAAGGACUUCAGCGACCUGGUCACUUUGGCUUACCCAGGAACAGCUUGUAUCAGCGAUUGGACGUCGGCAUGUCUCACCACGUUGGAUUUAACUAACUCACAGCGAUACAUUCAAAAGUGGUGUUGUCCGCCCGGUUGGGACUGUUACACGCAACCUGAAGGUGACAGUGUGACUCGCGACUGCUAUAGCGUCGUCAGUACGCCGACCGACAUCUGGUUCUAUCCCAUCGUGACGACGGGAAAGAGCGAUCGUACCAUUACGACGUCGUGGACGAAGGUGCCUCUGACAGAUCUCCCGAACCAAGGUCCAAUUGAAGUUCAUCACCCCGUCUUUCCGCUCGAGGUGCGCGUUCCGAUUCAAGACGACAAAACAGAAGCCUCUGGCCUGUCAACAGGAGCGAUCGCCGGGACAGCUGUUGGCGUCUUUGUUGUAGCUCUUGCUCUCGUCGGUGGCGGGCUGUUCGUAUGCCUGCGCAAAAGGAAGCAAAAAAGAGAAGCAAGAAUCUCGCAGAUUGCUGCCGGAGAGAGAGACAUCCACCAACAUGGCUACGAUAACAAGCAGGAACUCUCAGGGGAUCACGCCUUUGAGACCAUAGAGCUGAGCAAGACAUCACCGCCCCCAGUCGAAUUAUCAUCACGAACUCGUCCUGCAGAAAUAGAGGGAACAGUUCGCCCUGUUGAGCUGGCGUGA